Messenger RNA from Suillus clintonianus, 2403 nucleotides. RefSeq lists its product as uncharacterized. NCBI's taxonomy places the organism in Eukaryota, Fungi, Basidiomycota, Agaricomycetes, Boletales, Suillaceae. The transcript has 5 exons. The record is from RefSeq and is a predicted model, not a curated record. Bases 1 to 2403 code for a protein of 800 amino acids.
AUGUCUCGGCGUGAGAAGUGUGCCAAGGCAAAGACUGAAACCUUGCACAAGCGUGUACGAGAAGCUGAAGCAGAAUGCCGUCAGCAGACUGCCAAAGCUGAUGCUAGUGUUAUGCGCAUCAGCACUCUCGAAAAACGUAAUGGUGAACUUACCAAAAGAACCAAGGCUUUGUCCAUGCGAGCUGCUCGUGUCCCAGGACAAAAGGUUCGUGCAGUCGAGAAUGCAGUCAACAAACUUGUUGUUUCAUGCACCAUAUCUGAGCCAACCUUGAAGUUGAAGGAAGGUGGUGUUAUCACAGAUGCUGCUCGAGAUAUGGUCCGUGACCUUGUAGCUAUCCACAAUCUUCCCGUAUCGAGUGUCAAUGGAGCAAUAGCCACAAUGUCCUCUGUCAUAGGAGUUGAUCUGGAGGGCACAAUUAGUGAAUGGAGCAUUGGUUGGAUCAUGAAGGAGGCUUCAGUGGCAGCACAAGUACAACUUGUGGAUGAGAUCACACAGGUCGAAGGAAUAACCUUGAGCAGUGAUGGAACGACCCAUAAAAAUAUUAAUUAUCAGUCUCACCACCUCACAUACUCCUCUCCUGAUGGGGAAGGUGUGACCCGAUUUGCUGGGAUCCUGCACGAAGUGAACCAUACAAGCGAAACACACGAUGAAAUGUAUGCAGCUUAUAAUGAGUGUAUGGACCACUCUCAAGAUCCCCGAGAGUUCGCAGCGAAAUCCAAAGGCAUGCUCACAGAUCAUGUUGAGGAUCAGAAAAAGCUGGUGCGGCUGUUCAUGGAAUGGAAGCGGACGUGUGAGAGAGAAGUUCGUGGCGAGAGGGCACUGGCCUCCCUACCUCUGGAUGACAUCACUCGUAUCAUUGAUCACAUGAUGGAAUGCAUCAUUGCUGCUGCCGGAGGGGUCAAUGGGUGGGAUGCACUGUCACUUGAUGAGCAGCACAGACGCACAAAGGCAGCUCACCAGCAGCUGCAUGUUCAUGUCGGGGAGCAACACUUUGCAUCUCUGACAGAUGCCGAAAAGGAAGCAGUUGACUUUUUCGUCUGGGCCGGCUGCUGUAUGCACAAGGAGUUAAAUGCUGUCAAAGGGGGUAAUGCGCGCAUGACAGCAUGGUGGGUUAAAAAUGGGAUUGAGGGGCCAAUUCUGCUGAUGAAUAAAGAUAAUGCAGCCACAGCUGCAUCAGGGGGGAACACUGCCGCAGUGUCACGCGCGGUUCAAGUGUCAGGUCAUGGGGCUGUGAAGGCACUUGACCUCACUGGAGGUGUAUUCCGACACAAGGACGACAAGAAAGGUCAGCAGGAUGCCUUCCGAUACUACAUGGAAGAUCAACUCGGCUAUUUUUCUGCCUGGCCUGACACGAGCAACACACAUUAUCAAAGUAACUGUGAUGGUGCGAGUCAAUGGCUAGUCCACCGACCCUUAUUUAUCCCUUAUCUGGAGCUUAUGCUCCACCACAAAGAAAGCCGCACUCACACGAACAUGGAACGAAAUGUGUAUAUGGCAUUGUUCUGUCAAAAAAUGGCUGAAGAGAUGACUGCAUUCAGUACAUGGGGUAAUUGUAUUGGCCAUCCUUAUAUGCGCCAGAUCCGAGGAGCACUGCGCACAUUUUCAAACAUCCUAGACCUCCGUCCCCUGCACGACAAUCUCAUUAUCCACGUGAAGAUGUUGAUUGUCAACAUAGAUUUGGUCAUCGGUCCCGAUGCGACUUACCAGACAGCAACCCUUGAUGUAAAGCCAUUUGAACGACCGGAGGCCUUUUAUGUCGUCCACAGAAUGGCCCAAGACACAAAGACCUAUCCUCACCUUCGACAACUACUCAUCAAAUUCCUUGAAGGUGCCCUCAAAACUCUCCUUCGCUUUUGUGCAAAGUUUGCACCCGACAGUAUCAUUGCAAAAAGCACUGCUCCCCAACGGGAACUCGCUCGCAUGGAAACCACAAACGAUGCAAACGAGGGUGCACUCGGCACCCUCCGCAUCACGCUCAGACAUGCCCCUCGCGAGAGAAAACGGAGGAGGGCACAAGUGGAGUAUGACCGAAAGCUGAUUGAAAAGAACCACGAGAUUGACAAGCGGAGGAAGGAACGGAGGGACGCCGCCACUGCAAAGCUCGAUGCUGUUGUGCCUUGUCUUGUGGAUGCAGACUUGGCCAAGAUGCGUGUUGCUGACAUUGUUCUACAGCUUCGUUGGCAUCACAUGCCAAAGCGGAAGGAGGACAAAUUGAAGGUCCUGAGGGAAGCUAUCGCACAUUACACGAGUGGGGAGGUUACACACCGAGAAACCACACAGGAGGUUCCUUUGGAGACAGGCGAGAGUGAAGAUGAGGACGAGCCUUGGACUAUACAGCCAAUGACACACAUCCUUCGACCAAUGACUCACGAUGAAUCCUUCAGCUUGGUUUCAUGCCUGUAA